Syngnathoides biaculeatus (alligator pipefish) is the source of this 1656-nucleotide messenger RNA. RefSeq names its product tectorin beta (gene tectb). Lineage: Eukaryota; Metazoa; Chordata; Actinopteri; Syngnathiformes; Syngnathidae. The transcript has 6 exons. Gene Ontology annotation, cellular component: cell surface. The coding region runs from base 503 to 1612 and encodes 369 amino acids. The record is from RefSeq and is a predicted model, not a curated record.
ACAUUGUCAAAAUAGAAUACAUAUUACAUGACCGUUGGAUACAUUGUUAUUGCAAACCACUGGAAUUCCCCUUUAAGAAUGACAAGUUGGCAAAACCAACGUUGGUGCACGAAUCAGCUUUUCAUACACUGGUUAAAUCAGAAUGAGAAUAAAAUAUGAAAGUGAAUGUCUCAGAACGCAAUUUUUUUCAUGCUGUUCAUUAAGUCGAAGAAGCCUCUAAUCGUUGUCUGUCGUUUUUGCUACCAAGUGGCACAUUUCCAUCAGGUCUGUCCCAAGAGACGACGGUCAUUUGAAAGAGAAUGUCCGUGCAGCACAGAAGGCUUUUUGUCGGCGGGCCCACAAAGGAGGCUCUUCGGGUGGGGGAUGUGGACCACCUCCGCCUGCCAGCGUACAUAUAACGCCAGCCCGGGUUGGGGGUGGGGGGCAGACAUGAACCUCAUCUGACAGCGCACAGGUGAACGGUCGUUCCCAAAGGAUUUGAAUUUACGUGCUGCGUGGCAUCAUGAGCGCCGCUUUGCUCCUCGCUAUACUUCCUGUGGCGUGGACCUGUGUUCCGCAGAAAGCAGAUUACGUGAUCGUGUCGUGCUUCCCAAACGCCAUCAUCGCCAACGUGCCCGAGUGUCCGUACGGCUGGGAGAUGCAGCAGCUCCACCUGGGCGGGGUGUGCUCCACGGGUGUGCACAGCUCCGGUUACUACCGCUUCACGAUCCCCGACCUGACGCCCAAGAACCACUCGUACUGCGGCACUCAGUCAGAGUACAUUGCAGGGAAAGACGCCCGCUAUAUCUUCUUCAAUUCGGUGGUGUCCAACGACACGUCGCUGACGCUCAGGAACCAGCCAGUCAACUACACCUUCAGCUGCGUGUACCGAGCCGUCUAUCUGGUCAACAACGCCGUCUUCAGCCAGAGAGUGGCCACUGUCUACGUUAGCAACGGCACGUUGGGCUCCUUCAUGUCACAGCUAUCCAUGGGCGUGUUCACCAACGCCAAGUUCCUGUACGCCAAAGAGGCGCCGUACGUGAUCGACACCUCCGAGAUUGGCUCGGAGGUUUUUGUCGGCGUGGAGGCCAAAGGGCUGAGCGGACGCUUCCGUGUGGUCAUAGACAACUGCUGGGCCACGCCCACGCCCUACUCCACGGACAGGAGGAGGUGGAGCCUUAUCAUCAACAGCUGCCCAUCCGACGACACCGUGAACAUAUUUGACAACGCCAAAGACAGCCGCUCCACCUUCAAGUUCAACUCGUUCCGCUUCCGCGGCCACGAGAAGGCAUCCACCGUGUGGCUCCACUGCGAGGUCCACGUGUGCGACGGCGAACGGCUCAGCUGUCAGCCGGUGAGUCGGAACAUCUCAGGUCACCGAGAUAGGAAGGGGAACCUUAACGCUGUACUUGCUGCCCCCUUGAAGAGUCCUUGCUCAGCCAGGAGACUGGCAUUGAAGGCGGAGCCACAUGGCGGCGUCCUGACUGCUGAAUUUCACGUCAAAGGUACGAUACGGAGCAUUUCUGACACCGCUCAUGGGAAAAAUGAACUGACUUUUAUGCUUCAGUUUAUGGCAAAUCAUAGAAAUUAUCUUUCACAGCUAAUGGAUCCUCCAGUACAGGACACAUCAUAGGUACUGUAAAUGCACGUAUCACCACUAUGGCGUGAAGUGUGUGU